Messenger RNA from Etheostoma spectabile (orangethroat darter), 2839 nucleotides. It is a transcript of the gene tomm34, whose product is annotated as translocase of outer mitochondrial membrane 34. Gene Ontology annotation, cellular component: cytosol; mitochondrion. The record is from RefSeq and is a predicted model, not a curated record. Gene Ontology annotation, molecular function: heat shock protein binding. Lineage: Eukaryota; Metazoa; Chordata; Actinopteri; Perciformes; Percidae. The transcript is spliced from 8 exons. The coding region runs from base 319 to 1251 and encodes 310 amino acids.
UACUGUGCCCCCCAACUCGCAUCAAACUGAGAAGUUAGCGUCAUAGAGUCAGCUGCCCGGCGAGUUCCUAGGUACCGCUCAAAAACCCGCAAAGGCAGAGGAAUGCCGCGUUGCUCCGAACGACCAGGAGAACCUAUGUAUUUUUAACUUCCACAGAGUAAUGCCAGUAUUAACAACGUAGGCAACGGGUAACGUUACAUAUAGUUUCAGGUAGUCUCUAGUCGUUUCGACCAAGUCAUCUGUGUCGUAAAAGGGGCUUCCUCGCUGUGUUGAAUUCUCUUCAGAACCGGCAGCCGAUAACUGAUAAAAAAAGUGAAGAUGCCUCAAAAACAGAGGUCCAAGACCUGGACGGAGUUGAAACAAGCUGGAAAUGAAUGUUUCAAGGCAGGCCAGUAUGGAGAGGCCACCAAUAUUUACAGCCAGGCAAUCAAAGAGCUGGAGAAGUCCAACAAGAAGGAACCAGAGGAUUUGGGCAUUCUGUACUCCAACCGUGCAGCCAGCUACCUGAAAGACGGCAAUUGUGCGGAGUGUGUUAAAGACUGCAAUAUGUCUCUGGAGUUGUUCCCAUUCAAUGUGAAGUCCCUGCUCCGUCGUGCCUCUGCCUACGAAGCUCUGGAGCGCUACAGGCAGGCUUACGUAGACUACAAGACUGCUCUGCAGAUCGACUGCAACAUAGCUGCUGCUCAUGACGGCACCAACAGGAUGACGAAGGCUCUCACAGAGGCCGACGGCCUGUCCUGGAGAGAAAAGCUGCCCCCCAUCCCCACCGUGCCUCUGUCUGUCAGAGAGAAACUAGCCCAGAAAACUCCACCCAACGGUGCCCAACCCAACCCUACACCCAAACAGAACGUCAACAGACAGAUGAACAAACCUAUUCCCAGUGAUAAAGACAUAAAGAAAGCCCAAGCCCUGAAAGAAGAAGGCAACGCCCUGGUGAAGAAAGGAGAGUACAAGAAGGCCAUCGAGAAGUACAGCCAGAGCCUGAAACACAACCCGGCUGAGAUCACGACCUACACCAACCGGGCGCUGUGUUACCUGUCAGUGAAGCAGUACAGAGACGCGGUCCGAGACUGUGACGAGGCUCUGCUGAUGGACCGCAGCAACAUCAAGGCUCUCUACAGGAGGGCCCAGGCUCACAUGGGGCUCAAGGACAUCAAAGCCUGCGAGGACAACCUGAACAGCCUGCUCAAAGUGGAACCCAAUAACACGGCGGGCCUGAAGAUGCUGCAGGAGGUGCAGAAGAAGAAAUGACCACACAUCAGGGACUCGCCAAGGAUCUGUCACUGCACUGCGUACAGAAAGAAGAGGAAGAGGAUGUUUUGAUGAAGAGUCAGGAGACAGUGACGUGGUUCAGCCGCUUUAGGUCAAGGACUCGACCUGCGUUUCCCAAAAGUUUCAUUCACGCCGUGUCUUCUGGAAAACGCAGCUCUGGUUGAUGAGAACUGAGGGUGGAUCAGGAAGAAGCCUUGGCAGUGUUUGUAUUCUACCAGUUCUAGUGUCACUGAGUAUUUAUGGUUAUUUAUAAGAGCUAAAAUUAUUGAGACACAUCAUAAUUCGAAAUGAGAAUAAGCCUUUACCAUCCUCAUUGGUAAAAGUUCAGCAGGUAAUCAGCCAUCAUGUGAUGCUGCUGCCGGAUGCCAAACACGGUUGUUUUUUUCUUAGCUUUCUCAUAUCAGGCAACACCAAAGAUCAUCGACCAUAUGAUGAGACAUUAGAAAGCUUCCCAUUAACCAUAAAAAGAGGGAAAUCACCGACCUAAUGAGAUAUCAAAAUUAAAACAUUUGCACCGACUCACCGUAUAUACCAUCGCAUGUAGCAACUCAAAUUCUUGUUGCAAUCAAGCUAAUUAUUGGUUCUAUAAAAUAUCAAACACUCCAUCACAAUAAAUAUCUGAAUUGCUAAUUUUGUCGGACAAAUAGUCCAAAACCCAUAUAUAAUAAACAUAUCAAUGUUAGUAUUACAUAAAACCAAUUUGAGAAUCUAAGACCUUUGCUUGACAUGACUGCUAAUUCCAAACUCCACUCCUAUUUAGAAUUUCACGUAUUUUAACAUUGGUGAUUGUGAAGGUUUAUCCUGUAUUUGAAUUACAAGUAAACAACCAUUUUUCACUUAUGUGAAUGUCAUGUUUUACACUCAGGUAGUUUACUUAUUUAUCCUAUAUUUCUGAGGCUUUUGUUUGUUUGAAUGCAUUUCUGUGGAUUGUUCAGGAAGUGUUCCCGUCACAUGGAGGGAUGGUAGGGAGUGGCGUGUUUGACAUGGCAACGGGGGAGUCGGACAAAAAGGUGCAAAAUAGCACAUUUACAUCCGUGUUUAAGUACAUUUUGCUAACAUGAAGCGUCCAUGUUUUCUUUCCUUUUUGUGCAAGUCUGGAUUUUUCUGGAAAACUGACGUGAACUCAAACUGGUAGUUAUGCUAACUUUAUUACCUUUAGGAUCAAUUUGUUCCCUUGAAAAAUAUGAACCAAAGUAAAUCUAUCCUCAAAUGGCUCAUCGUAUCAGAAGUACUGUCCUAUUCUGCAAUCUGAUUUUGAACCAUUUCAUCGUACUAUUGUUAAACGAGUAUAAAUCUCAUCGGUGAUCCUGCUUUAGUUUGGCAAUCUCCAUCUUGCCUGAAGUGCCUGUCGUCAUCCUGUCUGCUGUUCUGCAUUAGUGUCUGGUUUAAAGAAAUAAAUACAUCUCCGCUUGCGUGUCUGCACAGGGUAACCACAGCCUGACACCCCUGGGAACUGAGCUCCUCAUGUUUGAUCACAUUUCUGCUGUUUUUGUAAUUUGCUAUUUUGUUUCUGUCCACCGGCUCCUGUUUUAACUGCAAAUAAACCGAAGAGAUGAACAGACCCAGA